UCAAUUUUCAUAUUAUUAAUAUUAUAUAUAUAUAAAAAAAAAUCACACAUUUAUUUUUUAUUUAUGUUGUCUUAAAAAAUUAAUUAAUACAAAACCGAAAAUAAUAAAAGAAGAUAAAUAGAUUUAGAAAAUUUAAAUAGAAAUGAAAGUAAAUUUAUAACCCCAAACAUUCAAAACACAAAUAUGUAUGUGUUGUGUUCCUCUGUUUUCACUCAAAGCAAAUAAGAAUAAGAUAGAUAAGGUCAAGAACAACACCCAUCCAAUACCAACAUCAAGAUCUCUUUCAUCCAUCAUCCUUUUUUCCAUUUCCGAUCCUUUUUUUCUUUCUUAGAUUCUCCAUAAACCGAUCUGUUUCACCAGAACAUUUUUUAAGGGAUUUGGGAUGUUUUAAGUGGAUGUGAUUUGCAUGGGUUGAGGAUGCCAGAGUUGCAAACUGGAGUGCGGAGAUCGAAACGAAUUGGUGAUCUUCAGCCUUCCCCGCAACAAAUUGAUCUGGCUGAAAACUGGGAACUUCCUGCUCAGAAUAAAACUAGGAGGAGAGUUGGAGGUGGAAGAGGAAGAGGUGGUAAGGCAGUUGCGAAAGGGCAGUCACCGGCGAUACUGACAAAACAGACUGCAGUUGGACGAGGCCGUGGAACUAAGUUGAUUGAUUUAGAACCCAAACCUUCUGUGGUUGUUCCUAAAGCACCGGGUUACAAUUGUGUAGACGUUGUAGAAGACAAAGAUAUCGAAAUUGUGGGUGGUAGAAGUGCUGACAAAGUAAUGGGAGUUGAAGAAGAAGCAAGCACAACUCCUGUCCCGGAUAGGGUACAGGUGGGAAAUUCUCCUGUGUAUAAGACAGAAAGGAAGUUGGGCAAGGGUGGUUUUGGUCAAGUCUAUGUUGGUCGAAGGGUUAGUGGGGGCAGUGGUAGAACGGGAGCUGAUGCAGUUGAGGUGGCCUUGAAGUUUGAGCACCGAAAUAGUAAGGGAUGCAAUUAUGGCCCCCCUUAUGAAUGGACAGUGUACAAUACUCUAAAUGGAUGUUAUGGAAUUCCAUGGGUUCAUUACAAGGGUCGCCAAGGAGAUUUCUAUAUUCUGGUCAUGGAUAUGCUUGGACCCAGUCUUUGGGAUGUUUGGAAUUCUCUCGGACAGUCGAUGUCACCAAAUAUGGCGGCUUGCAUUGCUGUUGAAGCAAUAUCAAUUCUUGAGAAGCUUCACUUGAAAGGGUUUGUGCAUGGAGAUGUAAAGCCCGAGAAUUUUUUACUUGGUCAACCUGGAACAGUCGAUGAGAAGAAACUAUAUCUUGUUGAUCUUGGACUGGCCUCUAGAUGGAAAGAUGCAUCUUCUGGUCAACAUGUUGAAUAUGAUCAGAGGCCUGACAUAUUCAGGGGAACAAUAAGAUAUGCAAGUGUGCAUGCACACUUAGGUCGAACUGGCAGUAGACGGGAUGAUCUCGAGUCAUUAGCAUACACAUUAGUCUUUCUCAUAAAAGGAAGGUUACCCUGGCAGGGUUAUCAGGGUGAUAACAAAAGCUUUCUGGUAUGUAAGAAAAAGAUGGCUAUUUCUCCUGAGUUGAUGUGCUGCUUUUGUCCAGCACCAUUCAAGCAGUUUCUUGAAGCUGUUACAAAUAUGAAGUUUGAUGAAGAGCCAAACUAUGCCAAGCUGAUAUCAUAUUUUGAUAGCCUGAUAGAGCCAAUAGUACCAUUAAGACCAAUUAGAAUAGAUGGUGCUCUUAAGGUGGGGCAAAAACGAGGAAGGACGCCCAUUAAUCUAGAAGAAGAUGAGCAACCAAAGAAGAAAGUACGACUAGGUAGUCCAGCAACCCAGUGGAUUUCAGUAUACAAUGCGAAGCGGCCAAUGAAACAGAGGUAUCACUAUAAUGUGGCCGAUGCGAGGCUUCAUCAACAUGUAGACAAGGGAAAUGAAGAUGGGUUGUUUAUCAGUGCUGUGGCCUCAUCUGGAAACCUUUGGGCUCUUAUUAUGGAUGCUGGCACUGGUUUUUCUUCACAGGUUUAUGAGCUGUCAACAUUUUUCUUGCAUAAGGAUUGGAUCAUGGAACAAUGGGAAAAGAAUUACUACAUCAGUUCAAUAGCUGGUGCAACUAAUGGUAGCUCUUUAGUCGUUAUGUCCAAAGGUACCCCUUACACCCAACAAUCCUACAAAGUAAGUGAAUCUUUUCCAUACAAGUGGAUAAAUAAGAAGUGGAAAGAAGGUUUCCAUGUCACAUCCAUGACAACCGCUGGCAACCGAUGGGGUUUGGUCAUGUCCAGGAAUGCUGGAUAUUCUGAUCAGGUUGUGGAGCUCGACUUUCUGUACCCAAGUGAAGGUAUACACAGACGAUGGGAAAAUGGUUACAGAAUAACAUCAAUGGCUGCCACUGCUGAUCAAGCAGCCUUCAUUUUGAGCAUACCGAAACGUAAAUUAAUGGAUGAAACUCAAGAAACUCUGCGUACCUCUGCUUUCCCUAGCAGCCAUGUCAAGGAAAAAUGGGCGAAAAAUCUCUACAUUGCAUCGAUUUGUUACGGACGAACGGUUUGCUAGUCGUUGUCGAUCGAAGAAUGUAACAUUAAGAUUUAUAGCCAGCCAAAUUUUGAGAGCUAUUAUUUGGGAUGGAAGAAAAGGCGAAAUACCACACACUUGUUAUGAAAAUAUACCAAUGUAAAAAUGAACAAGAGAGUGGGAAUUGGCAUUGAAAUUUGAAUAUGGAGAGAAAGAAAGAGAGAGAGAGAGCCUUUGAACCAAAGCUGAGUUUCAGUCAGUGACUUGGAAAUUUCAACCAAAUUGUGCUUUUUAACUUAUUAUUACCCAAAAAAAAAUGUUCUUUUUAUUU
Cannabis sativa is the source of this 2809-nucleotide messenger RNA. Its product is annotated as casein kinase 1-like protein HD16. Gene Ontology annotation, molecular function: protein serine/threonine kinase activity; ATP binding. The transcript is spliced from 17 exons. The record is from RefSeq and is a predicted model, not a curated record. Gene Ontology annotation, cellular component: cytoplasm; nucleus. NCBI's taxonomy places the organism in Eukaryota, Viridiplantae, Streptophyta, Magnoliopsida, Rosales, Cannabaceae. Gene Ontology annotation, biological process: signal transduction; peptidyl-serine phosphorylation; endocytosis. Bases 418 to 2520 code for a protein of 700 amino acids.